CGUGCACUAAAUUCGUCGAUAUUUAAAUCAAACAUUCCUUUGUUAUCAGAUGAAUUGUAAUAAAAAUAAUAUUCAAUUCAAUAAAUCAGUUGAUCAAACAUAUAAUACAUUAAGUUUGACAUCAUUAUGUUUUGACUUGGCUUCAGCAAUAUCACCAAAUAUGAAUAUCCAACCAAUUCAUUGUAAUUCAGAUACACUUGGUGAAGAGUUAGCACAAUAUGUCCUGACAAAAGUCGAUAAUAAUAAUAAUAAUAAUGAUAAAAUUUUAAAAUAUGAUAAUAUUUUACCUACAUCAAGUUCAUUUGAUGCUACAACAACUGCUCUAUCUACAAUACCUCCUCUGGAAACAACUGAAACUGAUUUGUUUUUAAAAACACUUGAAAAAUUUCAGUCUACUGGGAAACAAAAGUAUAAUGUAGAAAAAUUGUUUUCUUGUUCAAAAUGUGUCGGAGAUGUUCUUGUGAUAUGAUUGUAAUUUCAAAUAUUUCAAUCAAACAAUAACAUUUUACUCUUCAAGAAUAACAAUUAAACCUCAUGUUCUUUUAUAUUUUAUUACAGAUUAAGUUUAAUAUGAUGAAAAUAUAUUUAAUAUAAAUUUA
Molecule: messenger RNA, 599 nt
Organism: Schistosoma turkestanicum
Lineage: Eukaryota; Metazoa; Platyhelminthes; Trematoda; Strigeidida; Schistosomatidae
Source: the annotation of a GenBank genome assembly